AUCUCUCGUCUUCACUCUCUUUUUUUUUGUGUUUCGUCGAUCUCUAUCGAUCAUGGAUUCGAAUGUUCAUUACACUAUAGAUCUCAAUAAUGAAGAUCAACCUUUUUUCUCUUCUCUUGGAUCCUCUCUUCAUCAAAAUCAUCAUCAACAACAACACUUUCACCACCAAGCUUCGUAUAAUCCCUCAUCUUCAAUGUCACCAUAUGUUUCCUACUUCCCUUUCUUGAUCGACUCUCACCAAGGCCAAGAUCAAGUAUAUGUUGGGUACAACAACAAUACUUUUCAUGGCGUUCUUGAUCAUACCCAUCUCCCACAACCUCUCGAGACCAAUAAGUUUGUAUCGGAUGGUGGUUCAGCAUCAAGCGAUCAAAUGGUGCCAAAAAAGGAGACACGACUUAAACUGACAAUAAAGAAGAAAGAUAAUCAUCAAGACCAAACCAAUCUUCCUCAAUUCCCGACAAAAGGCAAGACGGGAACUAAUACCCUCAAGUGGAUUUCUUCAAAGGUGAGACUGAUGAAGAAGAAAAAGGCAAACAUUACCACCACCGACAGCAACAAACAACAUGUUAAUAACGACCAAUCCUCGAACCAAAGCAAUCUGCAUGGGGAUCAUGAUCAUCUCAAGAAAAUCUCAACAAAUGAUCAGUACAAUAUUAUUGUCAAUCAGAAUGGUUAUGAUGGAAGCAAUGAUUGCGUAGUUAGGAUUUGCUCCGAUUGUAACACAACCAAGACUCCUCUUUGGAGAAGUGGCCCUAGAGGUCCCAAGUCUCUUUGUAACGCCUGUGGAAUAAGGCAAAGGAAGGCCAGGCGGGCUGCAGCAACCGCAACCGCAACCGCAUCCGCAAUCUCUAACAUAUCACCACCGCUCCUAAAGAAGAAGAUGCAAAACAAGAACAAGAGAUCAAAUGAAUUUCAUAAUCUAUCCUCUCCUUCGGCUAAGAGAGUGAUCCCAGUGAAGGAGACCACAUCAGCCAGGGAUUCGGUAUUGUCAUCCUCCUCCUCUUCAGACAAGUUUUAUUUCGAUGACCUAGCAAUACUCUUGAGCAAAAGUUCAGCUUAUCAGCAAGUAUUCCCUCAAGAUGAAAAGGAGGCUGCCAUUUUACUAAUGGCUCUAUCGUAUGGAAUGGUUCACGGAUGAUUAUUUCAAUUGAAACUCACUUCUUAAGAAAUUAGGGAACCACUCCAAUCAAGUACUAUAAAUCAUACCAUAAUAUCUCAUAACUAAUAGUAUCUAGAUUACUUGUUAGAUUAAAGUUUGUUCUUGCGGUGAUAUAGUGAUGAGUCCAACUUUAUGAUGAUAAGAGAAUGUUUUGGGUUUAGUAGAAUUUUGUUGUAAGGCUUAAUGUUUCUAUAAUAAAGCUUGAUAUCACGAUU
Messenger RNA from Capsella rubella, 1374 nucleotides. RefSeq names its product putative GATA transcription factor 22. The transcript is spliced from 3 exons. Gene Ontology annotation, biological process: regulation of DNA-templated transcription. Gene Ontology annotation, molecular function: zinc ion binding; sequence-specific DNA binding. Lineage: Eukaryota; Viridiplantae; Streptophyta; Magnoliopsida; Brassicales; Brassicaceae. The record is from RefSeq and is a predicted model, not a curated record. Bases 53 to 1138 code for a protein of 361 amino acids.